Messenger RNA from Gossypium arboreum, 2886 nucleotides. RefSeq names its product probable linoleate 9S-lipoxygenase 5. Gene Ontology annotation, biological process: lipid oxidation. The transcript has 9 exons. Gene Ontology annotation, molecular function: metal ion binding; oxidoreductase activity, acting on single donors with incorporation of molecular oxygen, incorporation of two atoms of oxygen; protein binding. Lineage: Eukaryota; Viridiplantae; Streptophyta; Magnoliopsida; Malvales; Malvaceae. Bases 81 to 2699 code for a protein of 872 amino acids. The record is from RefSeq and is a predicted model, not a curated record.
ACAUUUCUCUCAUUUUGGGACAUCAACUUCAAAAAUAUCAGCUUCAUAUACUUGUAGUAGCUAACAAGACCAGCAAGAGAAUGAUUCUUGGAAAUCUGGCGACUUCAGUCGGCAAUGUUGUUGGCGACAUUACCGGCCUGAAUAAACCCAGCAAGAAUACAAUCACAGGCAGUGUUGUUAUAGUUAAGAAGAAUGUUUUGGACUUCACCGCCGUGCAUUCAACUGUAGCUGAUAGCCUCUUUGAAUUGCUCGGCAAUCAAGUCAGUCUCCAGCUCGUCAGUGCUGAAAAUCCCGACCCUGCAAAUGACAAUGGCGGAAAGCUGGGGAAGUUAGCGACAUUGGAAUACUGGAACCUGACAUAUACUCCGUUAUUGGCUGGUGAUGAUUCCUUGUACAAGGUUUCAUUUGAGUGGGAUGAGGAAUUUGGAAUCCCUGGAGCUAUCAUCCUACGAAAUAAUCAUACGGCUGAGUUUUUCUUAAAAACAAUUACUCUUGAAAAUGUUCCUGGCGAAGGUCGGAUCCACUUCGUUUGUAAUUCCUGGGUUUAUCCUGGUAGAAGAUAUAAAAAACCACGAAUCUUCUUCUCAAACAAGACAUACCUUCCACAUGAGACACCAGCAGCGUUGCGUAAAUACAGAGAAGAAGAGUUACAGGUCUUGAGGGGAGAUGGGACUGGACAGUUGAAAACAGGAGAUCGUGUUUAUGACUAUGCUUUGUACAAUGAUUUGGGUGAUCCCGAUAACGGUGCAGAUCUCGCUCGUCCGGUUCUUGGAGGUUCGGCUCAGUAUCCUUAUCCUCGGAGAGGUAGAACCAGCAGACCACCUUCCAAAACAGAUCCAAAGACAGAGAGCAGGCUUUUCCUACCAAAUAUUCUUAACAUUUACGUCCCACGAGAUGAGCAGUUUGCUCACUUGAAGCUGUCGGACUUCAUUGCUUAUAAUCUGAAAGGCUUAGUUAAUCAAAUCAUACCAUUACUGGAAGCUUUUGUUAACUAUACUCCUAAUGAGUUCGACUCAUUUAAAGACGUGGACAAUCUCUUCUUCAGUGGACUCCCACUUCCUACUGAUCUUAUCAAUCAAGUUGCUAACAACAUCCCUUUAGAGAUGAUGGGGGAGUUUUUCCGAUCUGAUGGCCAGCAACUCUUAAAAUUUCCUGUGCCUAAACUGAUUGAAGAUCGGAGUAAUCCCUUUGCAUGGAGGACUGAUGAGGAAUUUGGCAGAGAAAUGCUUGCAGGAUUGAACCCUCUUCUUAUUCAGCUCCUCAAAGAAUUCCCUCCAGUGAGCAACUUAGAUCCUCGAGUGUACGUUAAUCAAAAUAGUUCAAUAACCAAACAAGACAUUGAGUAUAACUUAGAUGGACUUACUGUUGAAGAGGCACUCAGUAGCAAAAGGCUAUUUAUAUUGGAUCAUCACGAUACAAUUAUGCCUUACCUUCAGACGAUAAACGAGUAUACAGAAGCAAAGACAUAUGCAUCUAGGACCAUUCUGUUCUUGAGAGGGGAUGGUACAUUGAAGCCUGUGGCCAUUGAGUUGAGCUUGCCAAAAAUGGAAGAAGAUAAAAUAGGAUGUGUUAACAAAGUAUACACUCCAGCUGAACAUGGAGUUGAGGGUUGGAUUUGGAUGCUUGCUAAAGCUUUUGUAAAUGUGAAUGAUUCUGGUCACCAUCAGCUAGUGAGCCACUGGUUGAACACUCAUGCAGUGUUAGAGCCUUUCGUGAUUGCAACAAACAGACAGCUGAGUGUGGUUCAUCCAAUUUAUAAGCUUCUCCAUCCUCACUUCCGUGACACCAUGACUAUUAAUGCAUUGGCUAGAGAGUUGCUCAUUAAUGCUAAUGGAAUUAUAGAGAGGACAUUUUGCCCUGGAAAAUACUCUCUAGAGAUGUCCUCUGUGAUUUACAAGAGUUGGAAUUUCAUGGACCAGGCUCUUCCCAAUGAUCUCAAGAAAAGAGGGAUCGCAGAUGGUGAUAUAAAAUCUCUGGACGACCUUGACCGGUUACUGAUAAAAGACUACCCAUAUGCUGUUGAUGGGUUGAAGAUCUGGUUUGCUAUUGAAAAUUGGGUCAGAGAUUACUGCUCAUUCUACUACAAGACCGAUGAAAUGGUUCAACGGGACCCUGAACUUCAAGCCUGGUGGAAGGAACUCCGAGAGGUAGGUCAUGGUGACAAGAAAGACGAGCCAUGGUGGCCUAAAAUGCAAAACCUUGAAGACCUGAUACAAUCUUGCACCAUUAUCAUAUGGAUCGCUUCUGCACUCCAUGCAGCUGUCAACUACGGACAAUACGCCUUCGGAGGCUACUUCCCCAACCGCCCAACACUAAGCCGAAGGUUCAUGCCUGAGAAAGGCACCCCUGAGUAUGCAGAGCUUGAAAAGAACCCUGAGAAGGUUUUCUUUAGAACCAUGUCUUCGCAGCUACAGUCCCUGACUGUCAUUACGGUGGUCGAAACGCUGUCAAACCACGCAUCGGAUGAAGUGUAUCUUGGACAGCGAACACCCAACUGGACCACUGAUGCAGUUCCGCUACAAGCUUCGGAUGCUUUCAAUAGGAGACUUGCUGAAAUCGAAGGGGAAAUCUUAAAGAUGAACAUCGACAAGAAACUGAAGAACCGGAUCGGUCCCGUUAAUGUUCCUUAUAAUUUGCUCCAUCCCACCGGUGAAAUUGGAAUUUCUGGUAAGGGAAUUCCAAAUAGCAUCUCAAUAUAAUUUAAGUAAAAGAUGAAUAAGGAAUAAUUUGCAUGAAAUAAAUGUUGGUGCAGCACAUCAAAAGUAUUGUUGUCCAUACUUUUGUGUAAUUUUCUCGAAUGAUAGUGUUAUUCCAAGUUUGAUGUAAUUGUGCAAUGUUAUUUAUUAUGAAUAAAUUCAAAAUUAUCAUGAUGGGGUUGGUUGAAAA